This is a messenger RNA of Emiliania huxleyi CCMP1516, 641 nucleotides long. RefSeq lists its product as hypothetical. The record is from RefSeq and is a predicted model, not a curated record. NCBI's taxonomy places the organism in Eukaryota, Haptophyta, Isochrysidales, Noelaerhabdaceae. The annotation marks the transcript as partial. The transcript is spliced from 3 exons.
CAUGCGCCGCGUCAGCAUCAAGCACAUUCAUGAGGGGGCGCGGGCCAUUUUCGACGGCGCCGACUUGCGCGACGCGCAGGUCACCGACAACGAGAUGCCCAACAGCUCGUGGGUCGGCACCGAGUUGCACGCAGUGGCGAUGGAGGACACCGGGCUGCAGGGCGCGCGCAUCGAGCAGGCCGACCUCUCCGGCGCGCGCUUCGUCGACGUGCGCAUGCAGGGGGCGCUGCUCCUGUCCACCUCCCUCAAAGGGAUCAACAUGAAUGGCCCCGCCGACCUCACUCACAUCACCAUCUUCAACUCGUCCUUCCAAGACGCCUUUCUGCCCGGAGCUCUGUUCGUGGAAGCUAAUGCUCGUGGCGUCGACUUCUCGGGCUCCAUCCUUCAGAACUCUGACUUCCGACGCGCAAAUGUCGAGCGGAGCUCAUUCGCCGGUGCCACGAUCACGGACGCGACCUUCGAUUUCGCCAACGUAAGCCUUACCGAUUUUACGAAUGCCAUUGGGGCGAGCAAGGGCUCCUGGUUUAACAUUCAGGGAACUCCGGUGGGCUUGGUACUGUGAGCAGUCUGGGCAGCAGUGAGGGGUGAGAGAGUUGGGACAGAUAUGAUAGGUAUUUGCUCGGUAUACUGUUUCCUAUUCG